Molecule: messenger RNA, 2840 nt
Organism: Marmota monax (woodchuck)
Lineage: Eukaryota; Metazoa; Chordata; Mammalia; Rodentia; Sciuridae
Gene: Celf3
Product: CUGBP Elav-like family member 3
Exons: 13
Coding region: 598-1992 (464 amino acids)
Biological process (GO): mRNA splice site recognition; regulation of alternative mRNA splicing, via spliceosome
Cellular component (GO): ribonucleoprotein complex; nucleus; cytoplasm
Molecular function (GO): mRNA binding
Source: RefSeq, a predicted model, not a curated record
GGGAGGACCUGAGGGGGCGGCAGGGCCACAGGGACCCCCGGAGCCCUGCCGCCGUCCGAGACCCAGCGUCUGGCCUCUUUCGGACCCCGCAGAAGGACCGGCCACAGGGAGGUGUCCUCCCUGGGGAAGCCAGCGAGAGAUCCACCUGCCCCACAUCAGGAGGGCCCCCUCUGACGCCUGGCAGCCCUGUCAGUCUCCGCCCAGCGCCCGGGCCAGGCCCGGUCCCCCACCUCCAGCUCCCUCGCCGCGGCCCCAGCCCUCCAAGUCCAGCGCCCCGGCUGCGCCCCAGCCCUCGGGUCUUGGCCACACUGACCCCCAUCCUGGGAUCUCUGCCAGGUCUCCGGGAGGGAGACCGUGUGUGGGGCUAUGCCCCCUGGUGGCGCGACAGUGUCUGCCUAGACCCCUGACCCCUCGGCCCGGCUCCCUGGGCCUCCUUUGUGUGAAGAGCUGCUCCUCGGCUCAGAGUGUUUGGGGGCCAAAGGGAAAGCCAGCCCAGGCGGGGCCCCCGGCCCCCACCACUUGCCUCCUGGUUGGGCAGCUCCCCUGGCUUUGGGGCCUCUCCCUGCUCCCCUCGGCCCCUCCUCGUGGGCCGCCCCAAUGAAGGAGCCGGAUGCCAUCAAGCUGUUUGUGGGGCAGAUCCCGAGGCAUCUGGAGGAAAAGGACCUGAAACCCAUCUUCGAGCAGUUUGGUCGGAUCUUCGAGCUGACUGUCAUCAAGGACAAGUACACCGGGCUGCACAAGGGAUGUGCCUUCCUGACAUACUGUGCCCGCGAUUCAGCCCUGAAGGCCCAGAGUGCCCUGCACGAACAGAAGACGCUUCCAGGGAUGAACAGGCCGAUCCAGGUCAAGCCCGCCGACAGCGAGAGCCGAGGAGAAGACCGGAAGCUCUUUGUGGGGAUGCUAGGGAAGCAGCAGACAGAUGAGGACGUCCGGAAGAUGUUCGAGCCCUUCGGGACCAUAGAUGAGUGCACUGUGCUCCGGGGGCCAGAUGGCACCAGCAAAGGCUGCGCCUUCGUGAAGUUCCAGACCCAUGCUGAGGCCCAGGCCGCCAUCAACACCCUCCACAGCAGCCGGACCCUGCCUGGUGCCUCAUCCAGCCUGGUGGUGAAGUUCGCUGACACCGAGAAGGAGCGAGGUCUGCGACGCAUGCAGCAGGUGGCCACCCAGCUGGGCAUGUUCAGCCCCAUCGCCCUCCAGUUUGGAGCCUACAGCGCCUACACCCAGGCCCUGAUGCAGCAGCAGGCGGCCCUGGUAGCGGCCCACAGUGCCUACCUCAGCCCCAUGGCCACCAUGGCUGCCGUGCAGAUGCAGCACAUGGCCGCCAUCAAUGCCAAUGGCCUCAUCGCCACCCCCAUCACCCCCUCCUCAGGAACCAGCACCCCUCCUGCCAUCGCUGCCACGCCCGUCUCUGCCAUCCCUGCUGCCCUGGGCGUCAACGGCUACAGCCCGGUGCCCACCCAGCCCACUGGGCAGCCUGCCCCCGACGCUCUGUAUCCCAACGGGGUUCACCCCUACCCAGCCCAGAGCCCCGCGGCCCCCGUGGACCCCCUGCAGCAGGCCUACGCAGGGAUGCAGCACUAUACAGCAGCCUACCCGGCAGCCUACAGCCUGGUUGCGCCCGCGUUCCCGCAGCCUCCCGCCCUAGUGGCCCAGCAGCCUCCACCUCCGCCUCAACAGCAGCAGCAGCAACAGCAGCAGCAGCAGCAGCAGCAGCGAGAAGGCCCUGAUGGCUGUAACAUCUUCAUCUACCACCUGCCCCAGGAGUUCACGGACUCAGAGAUCCUCCAGAUGUUUGUCCCCUUUGGCCAUGUCAUCUCAGCCAAAGUCUUUGUUGACCGGGCCACCAAUCAGAGCAAAUGUUUUGGCUUUGUGAGUUUCGACAAUCCGGCCAGUGCCCAGGCGGCCAUCCAGGCCAUGAAUGGUUUCCAGAUCGGCAUGAAGCGCCUCAAAGUCCAGCUAAAGCGGCCUAAGGAUGCCAACCGGCCCUACUGAGGGCUCCAGGUCUGGAGAUGCCAGAGGCAGGGGUGCCUCACACCCUCCUCCCACAACUGGCUCCGGCCCUCUCUGCACAUCUGCCCUGGGCCUCGAUUGGGCUCUGGGGCCAAAGCUGCUUCACGGCCCCGGGGGCACAGGACACUGGCCUGCUCCUGCUACGCACCUGCCUCUCUGACGGCCGUGGCUUGGCUUCCCUGGCUCCGCGGGCCUAUUCCUCCCAGGUGCCCUUUUGGCCUUUGCGAGGGAGCAAGGAAUAGGCUGGAAGUUUCCAGGGUAUCUGCCUUCUGCUCGGGCUCCUGUGGUGGGCCCUCUGUGCCCAGUGCUCACACCUGCCUCCCGACCAGUGGGCCUGCUCUAGUCGUGAAGCCCAGGGUGGGCGGCGGGGCUCCCACACUCCCCAGCCCACCCUCACCCCAGCCUCUUCCCCGCAGUAGGGGCUCCUCAGAAGCUGGUCUCGCACUCCCCUCCACCCAGCUAGAGGUAGGAUAUCCCUGAAUCCUGGGCUCCCAGCCCUAAAACUCACUGCCUCCCCCAAGGGCCCCCUCCAAGGAGGGUGUGGGGGAGCCCUGAGGGCUGCCUCUCCGCCAGUCAGCCACAGAGACCCUCCUCCUUUCUCGAGGAAAAGACCUCCCCCUGAACCCCUAAAAAUGUUUACAGUCUCUGCUGGCCCCCUCCGUGUAAAUACCACGACCACCCGUGCGUCACCCAGCCCGCCCGGCCCGGCCCGGUCGCUGCCAUCUCUCUUUCUGGGAGUUUAGACAAUUUUGCCCUUGGAUUUUUUUCUCUCUUGAUUUCUCCCUUUGCUUUUGGGGGGUAACUGGGUAUUUGGGAGGAAGGGAGUGGGG